This is a messenger RNA of Anopheles merus, 2516 nucleotides long. RefSeq lists its product as uncharacterized. The coding region runs from base 1 to 1728 and encodes 575 amino acids. The transcript has 2 exons. Lineage: Eukaryota; Metazoa; Arthropoda; Insecta; Diptera; Culicidae. The record is from RefSeq and is a predicted model, not a curated record.
AUGUCUCAAGCAAUUGUAGUGGCUGUUUUCGCUUUCCUCGCCAUCCUGGCACCUGAUGGAAAUGCAUUUAAUACAUUUCCUUUGCUUACCCCUCUCGAAUCCAAUAUAAGCUUCAUCUUGAAAGCGUUUGUGGAGCUUCAAUCACAGUGGUGUCCACCGUGGAAGUACAAAAAGUUCUUCUUCCUCAACUACAACUCUCAUCCACUGUCAGAGGACAUCUUAACCGGGAUCUUGAAGUUAGAUGGACCACCGUGGAUUAUUUCGACUGAGGCCAGUGGUUUGACCUACUGGACGUACGAAAAUAAUCGCUGUGCCGUAAUUAUGGUUAGCGGAUAUGAGCGAAUGAGGCCAACAAGGCCGCUGUAUUAUGGCAGCCGGUACUUCAUAUUUCACCCCAAUCUGGUGGAAGGCAACGUGUUUAUGGAUCAAAUCAACAGUGGCAUGUCCUGCAUACUGGACAAGGCGUACUUCAUCGUGUACAACCGUACCACAAUCGAGAUACGGCACAAGAACUUUUUCACCAAUCGUACGAUCCAACUCGAUCCAGCUAACAUACGCGUUCCGGAUGAUCUGAAAGAUCUUCACGGUAGAAAGCUCCACAUAGCUCUGCCUGAGGGCAAUGAAGACGUAGUGACCUUUGACCUCUACCUAGCGGAAACAAUAUGCCAGCAGCGUAAUGCGUCCCACGAAAUAUCUUCGCUUCAUGACGCCAGCAUCGACUAUGGCGUCGUACACAUGGGUAUGCCAUUUCCCACCACCGACAAGACUGUUGCCCUCGGCAGUACCUUCGUGAGCGUUAUGGUACCACGCAGCAAACCAAAACCGAUCAUCGCAGUGCUGAUCGAUCCGUUCGACUACUACACCUGGAUCUCGCUGUUUGUUCUGAUCUUUUUGCUAGCAAUGGUGCUAUCCCUAUUCGGCAAGGUGCUGAGCCAGUGGAACAUCGUUGAGAACGCUCUCGAGAUGAUCAUGUGCAUUCUGGGUGGACCGACCCGAAAGUAUGACGGUUGGUUCGAAAACCAAAUCAUCACCAACUACUGUCUGCUUGCAAUUGUGAUUGUGUACUCGUACCAGUCGCUGAUCAUCUCGUACCUCACGUACACGCGCUAUUCGCCUGAGAUUAACACGAUGGACGAGAUCCGUAAUAAUUGUAUUUUCCCAUUCGGGUCUACCUGGGCCGCUCAUUUUCACUUUCACACCGAUGGCGAAUAUGACGAUGAACGGGAUAACAUGUGCUUUUUGUUCGCUAGUCGAGACGAUAAGCAAAUAACCACGUUGUUGGUGGAGAAUAUGCGCGACAUCGAUCCUGCGGCGGGGCAGGCGUACAAGCGGAAUCUACGCGUUGCUGAUACCGCACUAUUAAAAUACAAUCUCCUAUAUUACUUUUUUAACAAAUCCAUAAUACGCGAGCUGUUCCCGUUCUACAUUGCUGCGUUCCGUGAGUCGGGUCUGUUCGAUCAGCAUUAUCGUAACAAAAGUAUUCAUACAGCGAUCCACAGCCGGGAGAUGUUUGGUGUACGAUCGUUCAAUGUAGCGGAUCUGUCGAUUAUUUGGUAUCUGUACGCUGGUGGAGUAAUGGUAAGCAUUCUCUGGUUUGGGGUUGAGAUUGCUUUCUUCCAUUGUCUACGAUGUGGACGAAUGGUGAGAAAGCGAUGCCAAACCUACUUCCUACGUAGGAAGGGUGAAAUACAAACACGUGUAGCAUGGAGAAACAAGUUCAUACAUUAAAUGAGAGAAGCAGGCGACAAAGCCUACCAGUAUUGAAGCUACAACAUUGGAAAUGCAGUGUGCUGUGAGCUACUGUUUAACGUGUCAAUGACGCUGGCAUCUUUGGAGGCUUCUUUGUUUUAAAUGUUCUAAAUGUUCUUAAUUUCGCACAGUGAUAGUGAGAAGAUAUUGCUCCCAAACGCAUUCCAGUUGAGGAACUAAAAGCCGAAAGCCUCUAUUGACCCCUUUACUGAUCCUUUUGCCAUACCGAUUCUUAUUUGAUACCUUAUUUGCUUCUGGACCUGAACUCAUGCCCGAAACAUACUGCAAUUGAUCUAUAAUCAAUUUUGCUGUUGAAACUAAUCCCAAACUCAGACAGAUCUUGGAAAUGAUCUAGAACCAAUACCGAGGCUAAGCUGAUCCUGACCACAUACCUAUUCUGGAAAUAAUUUCGAACCAAUACCGGUCUUGUAACUGGUUCACAUCUCAUACCGGCCAGGAGCUGGUAUCCUGAACUCCCAUCCCUGAACUUAUUCUGAUCCUUUACUGUUAUUAGAGUUGAACCCAAACCAAUGCUAGACGACCUGCUACUGUUUCGAUAACCCAUAACGAUCCUGGAACUGAUCCGCAAACAUUUAUUGACCUUCAGAAAUGCUCCUCAUACAACAAAUGAUGCAUUCGUGCCAGUUCUGCAUUGACCAUUAUUUAACCCAUUUCUACCCUGUAACUGAUCCUGAACCCUGAAUGAAUAGCGUCGUAAAUAGCAAAGCCGUAAAAAGAAAGCUUAAAUCUUAGUUUCGGAUACAUGC